Molecule: messenger RNA, 537 nt
Organism: Danio aesculapii
Lineage: Eukaryota; Metazoa; Chordata; Actinopteri; Cypriniformes; Danionidae
Gene: snrpe
Product: small nuclear ribonucleoprotein polypeptide E
Exons: 5
Coding region: 128-406 (92 amino acids)
Biological process (GO): mRNA splicing, via spliceosome; spliceosomal snRNP assembly
Cellular component (GO): U4 snRNP; U1 snRNP; precatalytic spliceosome
Molecular function (GO): RNA binding
Source: RefSeq, a predicted model, not a curated record
CCGCAAUUGCGCCGCCAUUGGAACAACAGCAGCCAACGUGAGAUUUUCGUUGCCGCGCCAAUAACUAUUACACUUAAUAUCACAUCUUGUCACUUUUUGUAAUAAUAUCCGGAUAUUAUUGAGAAGAAUGGCGUACAGAGGACAAGGACAGAAGGUUCAAAAGGUCAUGGUGCAGCCCAUCAACCUUAUUUUCAGAUAUCUACAGAAUCGUUCCCGAAUCUCAGUAUGGCUGUACGAACAGGUCAACAUGCGGAUAGAGGGCUGCAUCAUUGGAUUUGAUGAGUACAUGAAUUUGGUUUUGGAUGACGCAGAGGAGGUUCACAUGAAGACCAAAAACAGGAAGCCCCUGGGACGGAUCAUGUUGAAGGGAGACAACAUCACAUUGCUGCAGAGUGUGUCCAAUUGAUCCAUCUGAAUACGAUUUGUUUUCUGUUAGUGUUUGUUUUCAUUUCUCAAUAUUUGGAUUAUUGACUGAUACUUCUAAUUGUGGAAACCUUUUGUUUAUCUAAAUCUGCAAAAUAAACCCCUUUUUCACUG